GCUUUGUUGAUGGUUGCGUAUCCGUAGCCAGCGGACAGCCAUUCCUCCUCCGUCCUCUCUAGUCUCUCUCCCUGCUGCAUCCCAAGGAACCUACUCCCCGAAGAUGGCCAUGGCGGCCCACGCCUGCCUUCUUCCUCCCAAGCGCCGACGCGACGCUGCUGCUGCUGUUUCCGCGGCGGGGUCGGCUUCUUCUUCGGCGGCGGCGCCGAUCGACGAGCUGGCGGACGAGCUCCUCUUCCUGGUGCUGGACAAGGUGGCGGCGGCCGACCCGUGGGCGCUCAAGGCCUUCGCGCUCGCCUCCCGCGCCUGCCGCGCCGCGGAGUCGCGCCACCGCCGCGUGCUGCGCCCGUACCCCCACCGCGCCGGGGCCCUCCACCUCCGCUCCGCCCUCUCCCGCUACCCGUCCGCAUCCCGCCUCGACCUCACGCUCUGCCCGCGGGUCCCCGACGCCGCCCUCGCCGCCCUGUCCCCCUCCUCCACCCCCUCCCUCCGCGCCGUCGACCUCUCCCGCUCCAGGGGCUUCGGCGCGCGGGGCCUGCGCGCCCUCGUCGACGCCUGCCCGGCGCUCUCCAACCUCGACCUCUCCAAUGGCGUCGGCCUCGGGGACGCCGCGGCCGCCGAGGUGGCGCGCGCGCGCGGGCUCGCCAGGCUCUCCCUCGCGCGGUGCAAGCCGGUCACCGACAUGGGGCUCGGCUGCGUCGCCGUCGGCUGCCCCGGCCUCCGGGACCUCUCCCUCAACUGGUGCCUCGGGAUCACGGACAUGGGGGUCCAGCUACUCGCCCUCAAGUGCAAGAAACUCACCGCCCUGCAUCUAUCCUACACCUUGAUCUCAAAAGACUGCUUGCCAGCCAUCAUGAAGCUACCCAGUCUUGAGGUGUUGUCACUGGUGGGAUGUGUUGGAAUUGAUGAUGAUGCCCUUGCUAGUCUUGAGAAAGAAUGCACCAAAUCACUACAGGUUCUUGAUAUGUCAAACUGCCAGAAUGUCACUGAUGUCGGAGUUUCAUCAGUAGUGAAGGCAAUGCCAAAUCUGUUGGAGCUGAAUCUGUCAUACUGCUGCAAUGUUACUCCUUCUAUGGGAAGAUGCUUCCAAACGAUUCCUAAAUUGCAGACCCUGAAAUUGGAUGGCUGCAAAUUCUUGGCCGAUGGGCUAAAAUCAAUUGGAUUUUCUUGUCUUUCUUUAAGGGAGCUCAGCCUGAGCAAGUGCUCUGGAGUGACAGAUACUGACCUUUCUUUCGUUGUGUCGAGACUGAAGAAUUUGCUGAAGCUGGACAUUACUUGCAAUCGCAAUAUAACUGAUGUUUCAUUAUCUGCCAUCACUAGCUCAUGCCCUUGCCUCAUCUCUCUGAGGAUGGAGUCUUGUACCCAUGUUUCUAGUGAAGGGCUCCGAUUGAUUGGGAAGCGCUGUUGCCAUUUGGAAGAGCUGGAUAUUACUGACAGUGAUUUGGACGAUGAAGGAUUGAAAGCUCUCUCAAGAUGCAGCAAACUUACAAGUUUGAAAAUUGGCAUAUGCAUGAGGAUAAGUGAUGAAGGCCUUAUCCACAUUGGGAAGUCUUGCUCGGAGCUUCGAGAUAUUGAUCUCUACAGGUCUGACGGCAUUGGUGAUGAGGGGGUUACUCAAAUUGCUCAAGGCUGUCCAAUGCUAGAGUCUAUCAACCUGUCCUACUGCACAGAAAUAACAGACCUUUCGCUGGUGUCGCUCUCAAAAUGCGCAAAGCUGAACACACUGGAGAUCCGUGGUUGUCCCAGUGUUUCAUUCUCUGGGCUCGCAGAAAUAGCUACUGGAUGCAGGUUACUGUCCAAGCUUGAUAUCAAGAAAUGCUUUGCGAUCAAUGAUGUGGGGAUGCUUUUCCUUUCCCAGUUCUCUCAUAGCCUCCGUCAGAUAAAUUUGUCAUAUUGUUCGGUCACCGACAUUGGACUCCUGUCCCUCUCCAGCAUCUGUGGGCUGCAGAACAUGACCAUCGUACACCUGGCGGGUGUCACACCCAAUGGCUUGAUGGCUGCUCUUAUGGUCUCUGGUGGUUUGACAAAGGUGAAGCUUCAUGCUGCGUUCAGGUCCAUGAUGCCUCCCCAUAUGGUCAAAGUUGUCGAGGCUCGUGGCUGUGUUUUCCAGUGGAUCGAUAAACCAUUCCAGGUCGAGCAAGAACGGUGCGACAUAUGGAAACAGCAGUCUCAAGACGUGCUGGUACGAUGAGGCAAUGCUUGCGACGUCCCUGCUAGUCACGAUCAGCUGUUGGUGCCUCUUGGUUGUCAUCCCCUGCUACAACAAUGGUCUAGAAAAAUGGUGCAUCUCAACCGGCACUGCUGGCACGAGCAGAGUGUGCCGAUACAAUACUUUGCUAGAACAAUGUUGCAUUCAGUUUUUGUAUGUGCAUUCUCUUAAUUUUUCGGUAGAAUGGGAGGUUCUUCUGUUGUGCUGUAUAGUUUACUGGAGUGUAUAGCAGAGAGAUGAAUGGAAGAGAGAUUACUGGGGUCCCACUUUGUACAGAAACCUAUUGUGAUCGGUAUGAAUGGUGCAUGCACAGUUUGAUUACUAGUUCACUUGGGAAA
Brachypodium distachyon (stiff brome) is the source of this 2547-nucleotide messenger RNA. Its product is annotated as F-box/LRR-repeat protein 3. NCBI's taxonomy places the organism in Eukaryota, Viridiplantae, Streptophyta, Magnoliopsida, Poales, Poaceae. Gene Ontology annotation, molecular function: protein binding. The record is from RefSeq and is a predicted model, not a curated record. Gene Ontology annotation, cellular component: SCF ubiquitin ligase complex. The transcript is spliced from 7 exons. Gene Ontology annotation, biological process: SCF-dependent proteasomal ubiquitin-dependent protein catabolic process. Bases 104 to 2191 code for a protein of 695 amino acids.